Molecule: messenger RNA, 2888 nt
Organism: Nymphaea colorata (pocket water lily)
Lineage: Eukaryota; Viridiplantae; Streptophyta; Magnoliopsida; Nymphaeales; Nymphaeaceae
Product: flocculation protein FLO11-like
Exons: 5
Coding region: 586-2373 (595 amino acids)
Biological process (GO): cortical microtubule organization
Cellular component (GO): cortical microtubule
Source: RefSeq, a predicted model, not a curated record
GUACCAUGACCCCGCGUGCGCUCAUUCAAAAAUUAUUUGCUCUUCAACAUCAUUCCGCAAGUUCAAAACCCGUGGUUGUUCAUCGACGUCCACCUCCAUCUCUAUUUCUUCUGCUGCUGCCGACCGAGUCAGGCAGUCGAUUUGAAGUAAAAUUACUUUUCGAUUUUAAGCGGGCGGCAUUGUAAUUAGGGAGGGUGGGGCGCGCUGCUCCGAGAGCGAGAGACAGACAGAGACACGAAGCACCACCCGAUCGGAGAAUCUCCCUCCCCCUUCCCUCCAUCUCAUUUUUUUUCUUCUUCUCUCUCUCUCUCACGCUUUGUGUGGGGGAGAGAAGGAAGAGAAGGUGGGAGGUGGAGACUCCCCACGACAAAAACAGAGAUCUCUCGGCUUCUUCUGCGCUCCCUAGGUCUUGUUCCUUCCCUCCUUUUUUCCAAAUCGCUUGCUGGUGUCUCUUCCUCGUGCUCCUCUUCCAAUGGCGCUCGGUCGACACCUCCGUUCCUGCUGAAGACAUUGUGCGUGUCGACCCGUUGCGGUAAUGCACAUGGACUUUAGGGUCUUCUAGCGUUCACACGUCGAUAGACGACCAUGAAUCGAAGUUUUAGGGCUCCAGACUCCAAAAUGCCGCCGUCAUUGCAUCAGAGACCUGGAAUGAAGCUCGGCAGCGUCAUGAAGGAGAAGGAAGAAGAGCUGGCCUUGUUCCUCGAGAUGCGUAAACGCGAAAAGGAGAGACAGAACCUGCUUAUUCACAACGCCGAGGAGUUGGAUCCUUCCUUAGGUUCCAGGCCUGGCAGUUCUCCUGUUUUCAAGAUCGCAACAGCAACAGCUCCACGCAAAAUUGGGUCCGAUGAUUUUCUAAACUCAGAUGGAGACAAGAAUGACUAUGAUUGGCUUCUCACGCCACCCGGAACACCUCUUUUUCCUUCAUUGGAGAAGGAAUCUCAUGGAUCUGUGACUGGUCAGCUUGGAACACCUAAAGUUCGGUCUACUGCUCUCAAAUCUAGAUUGUCUGUUCCUCAACCUGAAUCAGCUCCACGAAGCAAUACAAUGUCAAGGCAACCAAUCUCGUCCUCUGCCUUGAGCACAUCAAGUUCUGGUCUGCGCAGGCCCUCUUCCUCAGCAAGCACUAGCUCAACAGCAUCUAGGCCAUCAACGCCAACUGGUCGGUCUGCACUGCAAGCAGCCUCUAAGGCCACCAGACCUUCUACUCCUACGUCCAGGUCAACCUUACCCUCAACAAAACCAAUUUCUUCUUCUGCAAGACCUUCCACACCUGCUGCUAGAUCAUCAACCCCAACUGCCAGGCCUAUACUGCCCUCUAAGACAUCGUCAAGGCCAUCAACACCAACAAGACGACCAUCAACUCCAUCUGCUUUAUCCAGUAACUCAGGUCCACCUGGUCGAUCAUCGUCAGUCACCCGUAAUCAAGGUACAGCUGGUCGAUCCUCUCUAGUGACCAGUAACUCUGGUCCUGCUGGUCUAUCAUCUCCAAUGACCAGUAGUUCUGGUCCACCUGGUCGAUCAUCUUCAGUAUCCAAGUCCAGAUCUACAACAUCAAAAAUUCCUGGACCACCACGUGGUGCUUCUCCUACAGUAAGGUCCAGACCGUGGCAACCUUCGGAGAUGCCUGGUUUCUCACUAGAUGCUCCCCCAAAUUUAAGGACAAAAGUUUCAGAAAGGCCAGUUUCAGCAUCUAGAGGUAGACCUGGAGCACCAAAUUCUCUUAGAUCUGGUUUGGCUGAGGCUAAUUCAAUUGGUAUACCAAGACGGCAGUCAUGUUCUCCUUCAAGGGGGAGGGCACCAAACACUAGUAGUCAGCAUGGUGGUACUUUAACUUCUACGUCCAGUCGAUUACAUCCUAAUGCUGGUGAUAGUGUGAGCCCAGUAGUAAUUGGAAACAAGAUGGUUGAGAGAGUUGUAAAUGUCCGAAGAUUGGCUCCCCCUAGACAAGAUGAUCUGCGUUCUUCUCAAAAUAAUCCUUUGGGAAAGUCUUCUCCAGAUAGCACAGGCUUUGGCAGGUCACUUUCAAAAAAAUCAUUGGAUAUGGCCUUGAGGCACAUGGAUAUACGCCGGAGCAUUCCUGGGGGCUUACGGCCUCUGGUUACAAAUGUUCCUGCUUCAUCCCUGUACAGCGUCAGAUCUGGGCCUGCACGUAGCAGGCCAGUGAGUAUUUCAGACUCACCCCUUGCUACCAGCAGCAAUGCCAGUUCAGAGCAAAGUGUAAACAACAAUAUUUGUUUGGAUACAAGUGAAAUGGAUGAUGAUGAUCUAGGCAGUGAAAGGGGGGUUCGUUCAACCCCAACAAGUCAGCCUGGAAGUAUACAUGGGGUUACUAAUUGGCUUCAUAGCCCAGAAAUCAAGGAAAACCACGACUGAUACAAUCUUUAGUCCCUGCCGGCGUGUUUGGUGGUAUCACUGAAAGGAACCUAGCUUACAUUUAGAGAUGAUGGAUGCCUGCAUAGUGAGCAUUGUGGAAACUCUUUGUCUGUGUAAGACCGGUUGGUUGGUGGGUUUACUUCCAAGGCAUCUAUUUUAUGCUGUGCUACUCAAGAUCUUUCAUCAUCUGACAUCGUUUCUGCAAAGUGGAUAAAAACAAAGAUUUACAAGUACUAUGAUGUUGUAACUUCAAAAAUUUGAAGUUUAUCAUAUUCCUGGCCUUUUGAGUGCACCAUUUCGUUCUUAAAUCCUGAAGGGUGCAUUAUGAGUAGUGAUUGGAUUGACAAUUAUUCUGACGAUCUAGAAAUAUGUUUCUCCCGUUCGUUGUUUUGGUUGAUGGAGGUGUUGGGAAUUGUAUAUUGGUUGUACCACAAGCAAGCUAGCCAUGCAAUUGAGAUAUUGCCAGUUGAACUUCAUCCUGUUGGCCAAAUGGAAUUAUGAGACCUUUAAUGUAA